Messenger RNA from Tripterygium wilfordii, 1369 nucleotides. RefSeq lists its product as uncharacterized. The record is from RefSeq and is a predicted model, not a curated record. Lineage: Eukaryota; Viridiplantae; Streptophyta; Magnoliopsida; Celastrales; Celastraceae. The transcript has a single exon. Bases 128 to 1369 code for a protein of 413 amino acids.
UGUUGACGGAUUCCUCAAGAGCCAUAAGGCCGUCUGCAAUAUGCCAUCAAACUUCCAGUACUUUCACAUUGAAAGCCUAGAUCCUACCUAGAAAACAUAGAAAGAGCCAGUGAUUUUGCAGGGAAAGAUGGAAGUUGUGGUGGGUGGUUCUCACCAUUUUAGCCAUCAUCAUCCGUUGCACCGCACCAAUGCACCUCCAACCGGAAACAGCAGCUGCCAUGGAUGCAAGCUUGAUAUGUUACCUGGCAAUGAGUUCUACUCCUGUAAGUCCUGUAAAUUUUGUCUUCACCAGGUUUGCUACAAUAUGCCCAAAAAGACUAGACACCCUGCACACCCAGACCACUAUUUAACCCUUGUUGUUUCACCUAAUUUAUCUAAAAUUGGUGCCUGCAAGUGCAAAGCUUGCGGACUUGAGAUCACUGGCUUCCAUUACAAUUGCUUGAUAUGCGGCGUUUACUAUCAUACUCUAUGUACAGCACUGCCUUUGUCUAUUUCCAUCACUUCCCACCCUCACACCCUCAAGAUUCAAUUUUCACCUCCAUAUGACUUCUGCUGUGAUUUAUGCAAUAAACCUAGUUACAACGGGUGGCUUUAUAGGUGUCGGUUCUGCGAAUUCGACGCACAUAUUGCUUGUGCAAGUGCCAAUCAAAGAGUACAAACACUAAACCAAUUGUUCAUGUCACUGCCUAGCAGUUUCACAAGCCAGAUCAUGCAUUCCUCUGCAUCCCUUACAGAAGCCAACAGAAAGAUAGACCAUGUCAGUGAAGGCAAGGAAUUGAUGCAGUUAGUACUGAUGGGAGUCACUAGAGGGAUCAGAAAUGGAAAUAUUCAACAAUCUAUUCAUAGUGCAGUGGCUGGAUGGGAUCAGAGAUUGCAUAGUCCAAGAAAAGGUGGAAUUGGAAGCUUUGGAAGCUUUGGAAGACAUCAACCAAAGAGUUACACAGUUGGCAACACUUCCAAAUCCGGAGAACGAUCGCGGGAGCAUGAUCUAUCAACUUCAGCUGCUGCUGAUGACCUGACUAUCCCAAGCUACCAAUUCAGCGACUUAUGUUUUUCGAUCGAUUUCGCAAAGUCUAGUCAUAACAAUGAAGCCUUAAAACGCAGUAUGGAUAAUGUUCCUGAAGUUGUGAAACAGAUUGACAGAACCAAUGUUGGUAUUCACAGUAGUACUGUGAAGGAUUCAAGAUCCAAUAAACCUGUGGAAACCCGACUCAAGUUAGUUGAUAAGCCGGUUUAUAAUCCCCUAUAUAGAGGUCCAGAAGGUUGGUUGGAUGAAGCAUUUUUAGCCGGAGUUGGCACUCACAACCAGAAGCAGUUUGGCCAUACUGACAAUAUAGGAAAAGAAAAUAAAUCAGAGAGAGUAAGUUGA